Molecule: messenger RNA, 1371 nt
Organism: Nymphaea colorata (pocket water lily)
Lineage: Eukaryota; Viridiplantae; Streptophyta; Magnoliopsida; Nymphaeales; Nymphaeaceae
Product: aspartic proteinase NANA, chloroplast-like
Exons: 1
Coding region: 1-1371 (456 amino acids)
Biological process (GO): proteolysis
Molecular function (GO): aspartic-type endopeptidase activity
Source: RefSeq, a predicted model, not a curated record
AUGGGAGUCGCUCGAGUACUUCUGGUCCUCAUCUCCACCUUCGUCGCUGUUCCCGCCCUCUCUCGUCCUUCUCCGGCCGCCGACACCAAUGGAGAAGCUCUGCAACUCCGCCUCUUCCACCGAAGCGAACUCAAAUUCCUGCAGGACGCCGAGGACGACCCCGCGGGCGAUGCGUUUCGCCGCUUUGUCGAGAUUGCCAGACGCGACCAGCUUCGCCAGAAGCACAUUGCCAGGACGCUGCUCUCUCCUCGCCGUAGGGCGUCCGAGGUCUCGUUCGAGGCGCCAAUCUCGUCGGGGGCCUACGCCGGCGUCGGACAGUACUUCGUCAAGCUUAACGUCGGCUCUCCGGCGAAGGAGCACCUCCUCGUCGCCGACACAGGAAGCGACGCCACCUGGAUAAAGUGCCAAACUGGAUGCGCCCCAUCGUCGUCCUUCGUUCCGUACAGGUGCUCAUCCGAUUCGUGCAAAUCCCUGCCUUUCUCGUUGACGACGUGCCCCUCGCCGGCGAGUCCGUGCCUUUACGACUACCAAUACGCCGACGGAUCGUUCACAAAAGGCACAUAUGGCAACGAGACGGUUACCUUCACGUCACCGGAUGGAACCGUCUCGACGAUCCGAGAUGUUCUUGUGGGCCGCAGCUCGGAGUUCGAGGGGACGUCCUUCAACAAGGCGGACGGCGUCCUCGCCCUGGGCUUCAGCGCCAUGUCCUUCGCCAUCGCCGCGGCGCAAAUCUACGGCGCGAAAUUUUCCUACUGCCUGGUGGAUCACCUCAGCAUGAAGGACUCUAACUACCUCGUCGUCGGAGACAACCCCCGCGUAUCGAAUCGGUCCAAUCUGCAGUUCACACCGCUCGUCUUCGACCCGCGGAUCCAGCCGUUCUACGGCCUCCAGGUCGACGGAAUCUCGCUGGACGGCAAGAUUCUCCCGAUUUAUCCUUCCGUCUGGAAAUUCGUCUUCUCGAACUAUUCGAUCACGGGAGGGGCCAUUAUCGACUCGGGCAUGACCCUUACGAGCUUGGUCCGGCCGGCCUACGACGUCGUCUUGGCCAACUUCCAGUCAUAUUUUCAGGAUUUUCCGACGUUCACGCAACCACCGUUUGACUUAUGCUUCAACGAGAGUCAGCUAAGCGAAGAGCAGCGGAAGAAGGCGGGGCCCCAGCUUGGGUGGCACUUCGCCGGCGGUGCCAAAUUCAUGCCGCACAUGGACAGCUACGUCAGCCCUGUUGCGCCGGAUCAGAAAUGCCUAACGAUAGUUCGGGCAGCCUGGCCGGGAAUAUCGGUCAUCGGGAACAUACACCAGCAGAAGUACCUGUGGGAGUUCAAUUUGGAAAACGCUAACUUGGGUUUUGCUCCUUCUCUGUGUAGCGAUUAG